CGGUAUGCAGCAGCGGGGUACCGCACAUGCCUAGUGGUGCAGUCUCAGGACAGAGUGGCCGACAGGCUUCUAGGCAUGCGCCUCACUCCCUCGCCCCAACCCGUGCCCGCACCUGCUGCAGCUGCUGCUGCUGCCUCCCAGCCGCCGCUGCUGUGUGCUCUCCGUGUGGAAACCACCAAGCUGCUACUGGCUCCUCUCGAGAUCAUAAAGAAGGCGGACGAGCGACUGGGAAUCACACAAGGCGCACUGGCAGAGGUGGUGGGUGAGGAGCUGUCGGUGCUGCCCGGAAUGGACGCGGUAAUGGCAGUCGCUGUCCUGGAGCGCAUCGCGCGUCCAGCUGGCGGCCUCCUGGCCUUUGCCACGUCAUCAGGGCCGCGGGCCACGUCAGCAGGGAAGAAAGGGCGGCAGCAGGGGAGUGGCUGGGAUGUAAGGGGUAGCAGAGCAACAACAGCAACGGGAGAGUGGGUGUACCCGUGGGGGGAGGAGGAGGCGGAGGUGGUGGUGUUUGACGGGGCCACCACUUGGGAGGUGCUUCGCAUGCUGGCUAGCCCGGAGAAAGCCAGGUGGUAUCUGAGGAGGUUUCGCACCCUGGCAGAGCGGACGGACAUCGGCCGUGUGGCUCUGCCCUCUGUGGCCCGCCUGCUCGACUCCAUUGUGGGCUCGUCCAAAGGGGGUGGUGCUGCUGGUGGGGCUCUGCCUUCAGUGGCCCGCCUUCUCGACUCCAUCGUGGGCUCCUCCAAAGGGGGGAGCAUUCCUGGUGCCGCUGCUGGGAGUGGAGGGGAGGAUGGGCAGCGCAGCAAGGCGGAGAUAUGGGAGAAGCUCGACUGCUUCCUCUCUGUGAGUAGGGAGACUAAUGGCUCAAGUGGCUCUGGACUCCGUGGCCCGCCUGCUGGACUCAAUCGUGGGCUCCUCCAAAGAGGGAGCGCUGGGGGUGCUGGUGGGGGUGGGAGUGCUGGUGGGGGUGGGAAGGAUGGGCAGCGCAGCGCAGCGAGGCACAAAGCCGUCUCAGCGUUUGCCGACCCCUACCGCACCUCCGUCUUCCUAUUGGCCGACGCAGCGAGCCACUCGUCAGUCGACACGUGUCGCCGCAUCUGGGGCUGUGCCGUGCAAGCAGGCGUGUCCCCUUCAGGCGUGUUCCUUCUCCCAUCGGACGUAGCAUCGGGGGGAGCAUUGGGAGGAUUGGCAGAAAAGUUUUCUCCGCUGCCCGUGGCAGAACUGCCCGUGGUGUCAGAGGAGGCCCCGGCGGCUGUAGCUGCCGCGGCCGGUCAGAUGAGCGAUGGAGCGGUGGCAGUUAUGAACGGGGAAGGUGCGGGGAAGGCUCCUCCGGCGUGGACGUGGACGUGGCGGCGUGCACGAGAGUCAAUCAACCAUAUGAAGCUCUGGGUGUUUGACAAGCAGGAGGUCAAGCUGCAGCAGGCGAGCCGGUUGGCCUCAAAACUGGAAGGGCGGGGCAGAGCUGCUGGUAGAGGCGGGGGACCAGAGGCGGUGUGUGGAGCUGCCUCGAGCUGUUCAGGGGAAGUCGAAGCAGGCUGGUUUCUCCCCGGCGUCGGCAGUCUACCCACCAACCGUCUUCCACCCGGCUUGAACUCAGCCGUCGCGGCAGCAGCCGCAGCAGCCAGCAGCAGCAGCCCCGCAGCGACACUCAACUCAGCGCUCUCCGGCCUCCAGUCGUCCUUCAACGGUCAGAUCACGUCUCUCGACGAGCUUCUCAAGAAAUCGCUCGAGCAGAUCUCGGCGGCCCUCAGCAGCAACGCGUCCGCGGACGCCGCGCUCCAGGCGCAGAUAUCCGCGCUAAAAGCCAACCUCGCUGCUUUAAACGGGAGCCUCGCCAGUCUGAACGCGCUGAACAUCUCAGGGUCGAAUCUGAACUUCACGGAUUUGAUUUCCCAGAUCUCGGGGAUUCGAUCUAACAUUUCAUCGAUCAGCAGCAGCAUCGCCGCUCUGAACAAGGACCUGGCGGGGAUAAUAGGCUCGGGUGCAGGCUCGGGCGUAGGCUCGCGCGUAGGACCAGCGGCAUUGUCCAGCGCAGCCGCCACCGCAGCUUCCGCGAGUCGGAGCGCGGCGAUCCGCGCGGCUGUGAGGCAGCGGCUGGCGGCUGUGACGCAGCGAGUCGCGGGGCUCAACGGGAAUGUGUCCGCCCUCGCUGGGAUGCUGAACGCUCUGAACGGCGCCCUGAACGGCGGUGGUGUCAAUAGCGGUCUGGUGGCUGAUGUGGCUAAUCUUCUUCCCCAGCAGGCGGGCAUGCUGCAUGCUGUGCUGACGUCAUGCAACGGCCUGCUGUCACUCCAAGCCGGCGCUGCUGAUAUUCAGAUCCUCAAGAUUGGUUCGGACUAUCUGCUCACAUACUACCUGUACGCAGCAGGAGUGACCAAGGCCCCGGACUCACAGGCCAUUUUCAAGGGCAACGCCUGCAGCACCGCUGCUGCUUCAGCAGCCCUCGCCCUGCCUGGCACGUGGGUGCCCAUGAGCCCUGUGUCCUGGUCGCUGGCCAAUGUCGUGAGGGCGUCAGCUGCUGACGUGGCGGAUGUGCUGGCAUCGUUCCAAGGGAUCACCAAUGAUGACCUGAUGGAGGGGACUAAGGAUGGAGGGCGCACCUGCGAGGGUGUAGAUGCGGUUGUGGGCGAGGAGCAGCGUGGAGACUGGCAGCAGGCGAUGGGGCACUGGCAGACAGGAGAGGUGGCGAUGGGACAGACACACGCUGCUGCUGGUACUGGUGCUCGUGGGAAGGGAGAGGGCUGCAGAUAG
This is a messenger RNA of Closterium sp. Naga37s-1, 2745 nucleotides long. Lineage: Eukaryota; Viridiplantae; Streptophyta; Zygnematophyceae; Desmidiales; Closteriaceae. The record is from the annotation of a GenBank genome assembly.